UUGAGGUGUAAAUGCUCUGACGCUGGCCAAUGGCUCUGCUUCCGGUAGAAACCCGAAGCCCGGCUCCUCGAAACUACAACUCCCAGCAGACACCGCGUCGCGUCCUGGUCAAACUGGGGGAGCGGCCGCCAUUGUCCACGGCCGAGGUGAGGCCUUAACCAGGACCGUUGGACACUUGAUGCCGUUGUGGCUGAGACAGGCUGGUCGCGAGGACUAGGACAGAGAGGACGAGCGCGGAGCGGCAGCGCCUGCGGUCAGGGCCGGCUCGGUGCGGGUACGUGUCCGGCGACUGCUCUGUCCGCGCCGGCCUGUUGCCCCCGUUGCCCUCCGGCUCCCCGGGUCUGGGUGCAUCGCCUGCAGGGUCCGCCCGGUGGGUCGGGCCUGCAGCGUUGUUCCGAGGCCGCGUGCUGUAGCCCUGGGAUAGCUAAGCCACAGCACAGUGUGAGGGCAGGUGGCUGCAAAGCCAGGUUGAUAAUUACAGUGCUCCUGGACAAGACUUUAGUUGAUCGAUCAGUCUUCAGGGAUGGCAGCCAUCAACCCGUGGCCCUCCUGGGAGUGCCGUGUCUGCAUGUGUGCACCCUCAUGGACCAAUCCUGGGGUAUGGCAGUUGCUGACCCACGUGCCUCCUGGGCUCUUUGCCAUCAGAAUCCAGUGUGGCACUUGGAGGGGAGCCCUGAGGAGGAGGGGAGACAGGCAGCUGGGCUCCCAACAGCCCAGGUCCAGGAACCAGUGACUUUCAAAGAUGUGGUUGUGGCCUUCACCCAAGAAGAGUGGGGGCAGCUAGAUCUUGUUCAGAGGACCCUGUACCGUGAUGUGAUGCUGGAGACCUAUGGACACCUGCUCUCUGUUGGGAAUCAGAUUGCUAAGCCUGAGGUCAUCUCCCUGUUGGAGCAAGGAGAAGAGCCAUGGUCAGUGGAGCAAGCAUAUCUUCAAAGCACUUGUCCAGAGUGGAUGGAAAAUCUUGCAAACAAAACAUUGAUUCCGGCACAGAGUGUUUUUGAGGAAGAAAAAUCUAAUGGCAUGAAGUUAGAAAGAUACAUAUGGGAUGAUCCUUGGCUCUCCAGGUUAGGGGUUUGGGGAUGUAAAGACCAAUUAGAAAUGUACCACAUGAAGCAGAGUACAGGUAUGAGGCAAAUGGUCUUCAUGCAGAAACAAGUACUGUCUCAAAAAGGUGCCGAAUUUUGUGAACUUGGAACAGAGUAUAACCAGAGCUUAAACUUGGUUCCAUCUCAGAGAGUUUCUCAUUUAGAACAUUUCUAUAAACCCGAAACACAUCUUGAAAGUUGGAGGUGCAACUCAGCCAUAAUGUAUGCGGAUAAGGUUACCUGUGAAAAUAAUGAUUAUGACAAGACUUUCUACCAGACUCUUCAGCCUGUUUACCCUACACAAAUGCAAAGUGGAGAUAAUCUUUUCAAAUAUACUGAUGCUGUCAAGUCUUUCAAUCAUAUUAUACAUUUUGGUGAUCAUAAAGGUAUACAUAAAGGAGAAAAGCUCUAUGAAUAUAAAGAAUGCCAUCAAAUUUUUAACCAGAGCCCGUCACUUAAUGAACAUUCAGGACUUCAAAUAGGGGAAAACCAGUAUGGCUACAAGGAGUAUGAGAAUAUCUUUUACUUCUCAUCCUUUUUGGAACAUCAAAAAAUUGGGACUGUAGAGAAAGCAUAUAAAUACAAUGAAUGGGAGAAGGUCUUUGGUUAUGACUCAUUCCUUACUGAACAUACAAGCACUUACAAUGCAGAAAAACCCUAUGAAUAUAAUGAAUGUGGAACGUCUUUCAUCUGGAGCUCUUACCUUAUUCAGCAUAAGAAAACUCAUACUGGAGAGAAACCCUAUGAAUGUGAUAAAUGUGGAAAAGUUUUUAGGAACCGUUCAGCCCUUACUAAACAUGAACGGACUCACACUGGAAUAAAACCCUAUGAAUGUAAUAAAUGUGGGAAAGCCUUUAGUUGGAAUUCUCAUCUUAUUGUGCACACAAGAAUUCAUACAGGAGAAAAACCUUAUGUAUGUAAUGAAUGUGGGAAAUCUUUCAACUGGAACUCCCAUCUUAUUGGACAUCAGAGAACUCAUACUGGAGAGAAACCUUUUGAGUGUACUGAGUGUGGGAAGUCUUUCAGCUGGAGCUCUCAUCUUAUUGCCCACAUGAGGAUGCACACUGGAGAAAAGCCCUUUAAAUGUGAUGAAUGUGAAAAAGCUUUUAGGGACUAUUCAGCCCUUAGUAAACAUGAAAGAACUCACUCUGGAGCAAAACCAUAUAAAUGUACUGAGUGUGGAAAAUCCUUCAGUUGGAGUUCCCAUCUUAUUGCUCAUCAGAGAACUCACACGGGCGAGAAACCUUAUAAUUGUCAAGAAUGUGGCAAAGCUUUCAGAGAACGCUCAGCUCUUACUAAACAUGAAAUCAUUCACUCUGGAAUUAAACCCUAUGAAUGUAAUAAAUGUGGAAAAUCCUGUAGCCAGAUGGCUCACCUUGUUAGGCAUCAAAGGACUCAUACUGGAGAAAAACCCUAUGAAUGCAAUAAAUGUGGGAAAUCCUUUAGUCAGAGCUGUCACCUUGUUGCUCAUCGGAGAAUUCACACCGGUGAGAAACCCUAUAAAUGUAAUCAGUGUGAACGAUCCUUUAAUUGUAGCUCUCAUCUUAUAGCACACCGGAGAACUCAUACCGGAGAGAAACCAUACAGGUGUAAUGAAUGUGGGAAAGCGUUUAAUGAGAGUUCUUCUCUUAUUGUGCACUUGAGAAACCAUACCGGAGAGAAACCCUACAAAUGUAAUCAUUGUGAAAAAGCUUUCUGUAAAAAUUCUUCCCUGAUUAUUCAUCAAAGAAUGCAUAGUGGAGAGAAACGCUUUAUAUGUAAUCAGUGUGGAAGAGCCUUUAGUGGCCAUUCAGCCCUACUUCAACACCAGAGAAAUCACAGUGAAAAGAAACUGUAACUGAAUUGAUCGGAGCUUUUUCUUUUAUUGUAUGUUUGUCACAUUGGGAAAACAAAAAAACAAAGCCUGUAAGUAUAAGGGAAGUUGGUUUUUUUUGUUGUUGUUGUUUGUUUUUUUAACCAUGAGUUCAGAAAGACUUCUGCCUUUAUUAGUAGAUAGGAAAUAUCUUUGUAGAAGAAACAUUUGAGUGGAAAAACUAGGGAAAAGCUUCUAGCAGUUAUGUAGCCUUAUUUGACAUCAUGUAAUUAUAGAGAAGAAUGCUCUAAACUUCCUACAUUGUCCACAAGGAAUGUAUAUUAGGGGAACAUGACUGGGGAAUCUUUUAGCAAGAGCUCUUAUUUGUAGAUCAAUGUGUAUUGUUAAAGGGAAAGCCUAUGCCAAGAAUAGUGUUUUGACUGGAAGUAGUUUUUCAUCUACUUGGAAUAUUAGAUGGAAAGCUUACCAUUUUGUGCAUAAUCAUAGAAAUAGAUUUUGCUAUGAUAAGGGGAGGGUCUAGGUGCUCUUUAAGGGCUAGAAUAUGGAAUACUAAAUCUGAAUUUAAGAAAGAAAAUAGUAUAGAACUGAGUGAAUAUUUACUGUUUAUUAAGAUUAACCUCCUUAGAAAAGAUUAGUAAGUGAAAUUACUAAUGAUAGAGGUUGUUGCCUAGAAGUAUGAGACUGAUUUUUGGAACAAAAAGUGGUACUUAUUCUACUGUGUCAGUGUCCAUUGUCACUGAAUUAUUAGGCAGUUUGUAACUGUUUUAGGCUAUUAUUAUAAAUUAUAAUUAUGGGCACUAUCAAUAUAUGUAACAUGAAACAGAAAAAGGACACAGAAUUGUAUAUAUACUACCUAUGGUAACAGAUCUUAAAAAGUGCAUAUGGAUAAAGACCUGUUAGAUCCAUGGAGAAAUUAACCCAGUUAAUUUAAAUGUUUUUUUUGGCGGGGGGGGGGG
Messenger RNA from Nannospalax galili (Upper Galilee mountains blind mole rat), 3854 nucleotides. It is a transcript of the gene Znf606, whose product is annotated as zinc finger protein 606. Bases 583 to 2922 code for a protein of 779 amino acids. The record is from RefSeq and is a predicted model, not a curated record. Gene Ontology annotation, biological process: regulation of DNA-templated transcription. NCBI's taxonomy places the organism in Eukaryota, Metazoa, Chordata, Mammalia, Rodentia, Spalacidae. The transcript is spliced from 8 exons.